This is a messenger RNA of Drosophila persimilis, 836 nucleotides long. RefSeq lists its product as uncharacterized. The transcript is spliced from 3 exons. The coding region runs from base 1 to 735 and encodes 244 amino acids. The record is from RefSeq and is a predicted model, not a curated record. Lineage: Eukaryota; Metazoa; Arthropoda; Insecta; Diptera; Drosophilidae.
AUGCAUUUUGCGAAAAUAAUUAUUUUACUGUUAUCAGUACACGAAAGUUGCUUGGCAUUAUAUAUUAAAAGGGCAGACAAAAUGCCAGAAGCUACCAGAAGAGCUGGAGGCAACGCAAAGGCUCGGAAAGAUGAGUGGGGUGUCUUUCAGAGCACACUCGGACUAUCACAAGAGAAAAUCGAUCUUCUAAAAUCACAAAAGGACCAACAAGGAACGAAAGAAUUACUAAACCGGUUCAUUAGGGAAAAUUCGAAAAUGUUAAUGUCCCAAAAAACGACAAACAGGGACGAGUUUACGAGUUUUUACAGAUCAGUGCUUAAAAAGUUAACAGCAUCAAAGGGCAUGCUCAAAACUUCCCUGAAUUUCGAGCUGGAAAAUGACGAUAAGCCUCUGAAACCAAUGAAGAGAUCUCGCCGAAAGAUUGCAAUUAAGAUGGUGUCCGACGUGCCGUCAGAGAAUGUUGACUAUUUAUUAAAGAUGUUCUAUCAGAAACAUAAAAUUCAUUCAAAUUAUCACGACCGUGAUCAUAUCCCAACCGAUUCUGAUAAGGAUACUGAAUACGACUUUGACAAUCUUUAUGAUGAUGAGGGCGAUGUUGGGCUUAUAGCUAAGUCACGUCAAAGCACGGAGUACGGAUCCUUCCAAGAUCUAAUUAUGCAAUCGAAAAUGAUCGAGUGGGAGCGUGAGAAUGAAGAAACCAAGCUGCAUAGCUCGAGCAAUGACCACUUUAUUUAAAAUAUAUAAGUGUCUACAUAAGUUGUGUUAUUAAAGGGCAGUGGGCGGUGCAAUAGGGGUUCAUAUGCUGGCAUUGAACUUAUGUGAAGCUUAAGAUAGUA